Messenger RNA from Endocarpon pusillum Z07020, 4236 nucleotides. RefSeq lists its product as uncharacterized. NCBI's taxonomy places the organism in Eukaryota, Fungi, Ascomycota, Eurotiomycetes, Verrucariales, Verrucariaceae. The record is from RefSeq and is a predicted model, not a curated record. The coding region runs from base 1 to 4236 and encodes 1411 amino acids. Gene Ontology annotation, biological process: mitotic cell cycle. The transcript has 2 exons.
AUGGCUCCUGCAUUGCCAAUGUCGCCGCAAAAGAGAGUUACCCGAGCUCGCGCUGCAGCGAAGAAAGCAGGCGAUGUUCCAAAAACAAAUCGAGAUAGAACUGCUUCACGUUCAUCAGCACGCAGGAACACUGAAUUAACCAAAGAAGAUUUGGCACGAACCGAUAUGCCGGUCACGGAUGAACCGCUUCGUAAGUCCGCAAGGAGAGUGGCAGCGGCUGCGCCAGCCCGGCGAAUCAAGGUCACUGCAAUGGAAAAUGCAAUAGCACCACAGCAACAACCUGUAGCAGAGAGCGAAACUUCACGAACCCACCCGAAGCCCCGAACGACGAGGUCGAAGAAAGCAACCAUGGAGGAAGACGACCUGGGGGAAAGCGAAACAGCUGUGGAGCCUGUACGCCCAAAGCGUCAAGCAAGCGGUACAUUACAACCAAAAGAGGCGCCAAAAGCUGCAGCUUCUAGGCUGCGGGGUCGACCAAAGAAAGCAGAGGUGGCUCAGGAUGAGGUUGAUGUCGAAAGUGGGAAUACAAAGAAACAAGGUCGAGCUCGACUCGGAUCUGCCACUACAGAUACCAGAGCUCUGACGAUACCGCCAUCGAAAGGGACCGUGCCAAAGAAGAAAGUCACUUUCCAAGAUGUGCCGGGAUGUGACAAGGAAAACCAGCCGGUUCCGCAGGCGAAGGGAACUGCUAAGGGCAAGUCAGGAGCCCCAGCAAGCGGGAUCAGAGCCAAACCUGUACGCAGGCCCGUAGCGACAUCAAGGACGAGCGUCAAAAAGAGUACAGUUCCAGACACGGCGGAAGAAACGGCCCAAAGAGUACUGACACCAAAGAAAGUCACGCAAGUCGCCAAGUCAUGCUCUUCACUAGAGUCAGACGAAGAUGAGCUUAAUGGAGCAAAAACCCCAAUUAGAGAUCUAGCUCAGUCUCCAAGGCGAAAUGUCAAUAUUGCGAGCAUGGUAUCACCAGUGAAGAAGCUAGAUUUCGGCAGUGGCUCGCUCGCAUCGUCCCCCGUCAAGUCCCAGCUUACCUCAACCCUGCUGAGUCCAGCCAAGCGACCAGUUUCCAGCCCGUUCAAAGAGGCAUUCAAGGAAUCUCCCAAACGAAGUGACAUCCCCUUUAAGAUCCCACAAGGGCCAAGGCAAAAUGAGGCAAAUCAAGGCCGAGACAUGGCAUCGUCGAGUACGAUCCUCCUUCAGUCGCCGAAACGCGUUGCACUUGAACCAUCUAUGUUCCCACAAUCCACGUCAAAAGCUGUCAAAUCACCUUUCAAGGCCUCUCUCCUUCAGUCACCGCCAAAGAGACCUAUUUCUCCCGUGAAGACGCCGUCUAUUGUCAGCACAACAAAAAGCAUAGCACCGUCGCUUAAGGAGGUUGAGACGGACACAAUGUCGUCUAACAUAAUAGUCUCGAGCCAUUUCCGAGCAUCCCAAUCGCCACAACGGACCCCACGUGUGCAAAGAAUGACUCCCGAAGACAUGGGGGACAAAGGGAGAUGUGCUAUCGACUUUGACGAAUCUGUCGUCGACAUUCGAAGUCCCUUGAAACUGGCGAUGAAUACUAUGGACGGCCCCGAUCACGUUCAAGACAUCGCUGAAAACAGAUCAACUUCGGAGAGCGAUCUAAGCAAGCAUGACCCCACGAUUGAGUUGGAAGUACACUCUGGUCUUCAAGAUCAGGUAGUCAUGAAAGCUACAGACACUUCAAAGACCCAACAUCCCAAGGAUCUUGAACUUGAAAGUACCGCUCCUGCGAACAUCAUGCCGUGCGACCAGACCCCUCUCAACGCCGCUUCUUUCCUGUUCCGUGUAUCACGUCUUAGAGAUGACGACGAGUCAUCCGAAGACGAGUUGCAGUCACCAGUCAGGACAUUACAGACACAAACACCUGCCACUGUCCUGGGGAGCAAGUCCCGCAUGUCGAUGGCCAACCCACCGGUAGUUGACCAUAAUCCUGGCUUCACCCCUCUGGCAGCUCAGCUUAGCGGAUGGCUCGCUAGCAGUCCAGACAAGCAGACCAUGAAGAAAUAUCGGCCUCGAGGCAUCUUCUCGCCCGUCGCAGCGCAGCAUGUUCGUGGCGAAGUGGUCAUCGAUCGGCAUUCGCCAGCAACUUCUCGGGUGUCGGUAGAACCAAGAUUGUCGACUUCGGCGCGGAAAUCGUUCGGAGGCAGGAAAUCGCUUGGUCUGAGAAGCUCCCUUGCUAGUUCCGUGAAUGGGACUCCUGACAAGUCGAGCUAUUUCGCGGACGAAAUGGCUGUGAAAGAUCUCGAAGAAGCGAUUGAGGGCAUGGAAGCGGAAGACUCUGAUUGCGAUAUGCAGCAAGAGUUUACCUGUCCAGAGAGUGCCGAUGAUGCUCCAGUAGAUGAUCUUGCUCCCACUGGAGUGGUUGAGGAGAUGGAGUUUGUUGAGUCACAGCGACUAGAUGACUCAGCUGAGGCAGAGAGGCAGGAUGUAGAAGACAUUGUCGCAGAGGCACCAGGUGAAGCUUCUCGCAACUAUUCAGCGGAGAUCGAGGCUCAGACAAGGACCGAAGAAGAAGAAGAUAGGCAACAUGUGCACGAGACCAGCCAAGUAUCCACUGCCUCCUCGACCUAUGGCGAUGGAAACAAUGUUCCCGUAACCCCAAUGGCAGCCACGUCGGAGCAAGUUCUAGCAGGGACUCAAGAAACCAGUAUCACACCAGCUGCAACCGUGUUCACAGCGAAUCGUGCUCCGCUCAACGACUUCAACACCCCUUUACAACCACAACCCAAAAAGUCCCAAUUUGCCAAUACAGUCGUUUCCAAAGUGCCCCUGCGACCCGAAGGUCACACAUCUCCCAUCAAAGUGUCCAAGAAACGCAGCCGCUCCCUCUCGUCUGGUCCAUCGUCCGUCAAGAAAACGCCCGUGCUGCAAGCCUUCAGUAUUCCACAGAGUAGAACAGUCAACUCAUUCUCACCAGCGCGAAGCGAGGCCAGCAUACCAUCUUCAACCAUGACAACGCCCGGUCAGCAGAGCUUCGCGGUCGAUGACUUCGGAGACUCCACAUUGGACGGAAUCGAAAUCGACGAGGACGACGAAAAUCUGCCACCCAUUACGCCUACCGCGGCUCGUGUUCCAUCAUUGGCAGUAGCGCCGAGCAAGACCCCCAAGGCGCAAACUCCGGCUACAUCAUCUGGUGUGUUGCAAGGUGCAGUCGUGUUCGUCGAUGUGUAUACCACCGAAGGAGCUGACGCGAGCGGCAUCUUCAUCGAGCUGCUGACCCAGAUGGGCGCCAAGUGCGUGAAGACGUGGUCGUGGAGUCCGAGGGCUAGUGUGGGAGUGAAUGUGAAUGCGAAUGCGAAUGCGAAUGCGAAUGCGAAUGCGGAGGAAGCUGUGCCAGCAGGUGGGAAUGCGAAGAUCGGUAUCACCCACGUUGUGUACAAGGAUGGUGGGAAGAGAACUUUGGAGAAGGUGAGAGAUACGGAGGGGCUGGUGAAAUGUGUCGGUGUUGGUUGGGUUCUUGACUGUGAGCGUGAAACCAAAUGGCUUGAUGAAUCCGCAUACGCGGUCGAUAUAUCGAUUCUCCCGCGAGGUGGCUCGAGGAGAAGAAAAUCCAUGCAGCCGAGAGCGCUGCUGAACAUGAAUGGCACCCUCUCCAAGGCCACUGGUGCCGCUGCAGGCAGGAGAAGCGUCUCAGCGGAGAUGAUGCAAAAGCUCAAGGACGAGCUCGUCAACACGCCUGUCCGGGGCCAUGGCUGUGAUAAGGCGUCCGAUGUUUCAAGUCAGCCUCGCGAGGAAGAAGCCGAAGCCGAAUCCGAUAGCUCGGCUUCAAUCGAAUCAGGCUUCUCCACGCCCACAGGUGUAUUCGCCAUCAGCACCACCUCCGCCGCCGAUCUGCAACCAGCAACACCAACCGGCUUCGUCAACUACGACCCCUCAACCUCCCAAACCCCCGGCGGUCCCAACGACCGUGCAGCAGAUGGUGAUGCUGCAUCCUACUCUCCCACGACGCCUUACUACCUGGCCCAGGGCGCGAAACUGGUCCAGAUGACUUGUCCGCCCAAGCAGACGCGCAAGGGUCUCUUUGAGAAGGACGAUGUGCAAGGUCAGUCAGAGAUGGGUGGUGGCGUGACGAUGGGGAAGGGUGGAAGCGGAGGGUUUCCCAUCUCGGGUCAGCUGGAUGAUGUCAAGGAUGCGGGUGUCAGAAAGAGGCUGGCGGACGCCAGGAGGAGGACUAUGGGCUGGAGACCUGCGGUUGCCAGUCCGUUGGGCAGGUGA